Molecule: messenger RNA, 2136 nt
Organism: Rotaria socialis
Lineage: Eukaryota; Metazoa; Rotifera; Eurotatoria; Philodinida; Philodinidae
Source: the annotation of a GenBank genome assembly
AUGACAAAGCGUCUAAAUGAUUUGAAACAAUCUAUUUCAAAUACAUUUUUUAAGCGAAAUAUACAACACCGAAACUUGGAAUUUUUCAGCAUUGCAUGGUACCAUGAUAGCACAGACGACAUAAAAGAUGAAGCACUACUAAAAUUGCGUCAGAAAAUCAAUGGUUUACUAGAAUUUUUGUCCAUAAACGAACUUCAUGAAUACUUCGAAACGACUUCUGCAGAUGAUAAUCAAAUUCUCUUGAUUGUAUCAGCAAAGUUCACUAGCGAUUUGUUAGCAAUUGUUGAACAACUCGAACAAAUAAUAUCAAUUUUCAUCUUCUCUGGUGGAAUACAAGAAGAGGAUGUGAAAUAUUUGGUUCCGAAAUGCAGCAAGAUCAAAGGAUAUUAUUCGACGAUUGAGGAUAUAAUUCAAAAUGUUGAAAAUGAGCUAACGCGACUUUCUCAACUUGAAGAUUUAGAGAUAUCCAUUGACAUAUACGAUCGAAUCGAGUCUGGUGAAAAUUCUAACGAUAAAGCAAAAUUUCUAUGGCUUCGUUUACUAAUAGACGUAUUGAUAAAGAUCGAGGAUCAAUGUCCACCCGAGAAAAUAUUGACUGAGUAUGAACGACACAUUUCUAGAAAACUACAGCAAAAUGAUGAAAUAUCUUUUCGAGAGUUCACAGAUAAAUAUAUUGCAAAGAUUCCUGUACGGCAGUUUGUUGCCGUUUGCAAGCAGCAUUGUGAAGGAAACCGUGCUCAACUAGCAAAGUUAAUGAAAUUCGAAGAAACAUACACCCCAUCACAAUCGCUCCUAUGGUUUACACAGGAACCCUUCAUUUUUCGUGUGCUGAACAAGGCACUACGCUUUCAACAUGUUGAUAUUCUUUAUCAAUAUCGGUUUCUUAUUCGUGACCUUGCUACUCAGUUAAGCACACAAAAGAAUGACGAAAUGAACUUUCAUGUUUAUCGCGGUCAGGUAAUGACUAAUGAAGAAUUACAACAGGUAACGAAGCCAACAAAUCAAUUUGUAAGAUUUAAUUCAUUUCUCUCGACAUCAAGAGAUAGAGAAAUUGCGCAAGCUUUUGCUAUUUCAAGUCUGAUCGAUGAAUCAAGGCAACAAAUGGUUUUAUUCGAUAUUGAAAUCAAUUCUCAGAUCGAUGAUACUAGAACAUAUGCCGAUAUUUCUCAGUGGAGUACAUUUCCCGAAGAACAAGAAAUCUUAUUCAUGUGUGGUAGUGUAUUUCGACUUACGCGUGUCGUUCAGCAUGAAUCUGGAUUGAAAAUAAUUGGACUAGCUCUUUGUAACGAGAACGAUGAUGAACUUCGAAGAGUAUACGAGGAUUUGAAGCAUGAAUAUUUGAGUGAUGCAAGAAAUAUAAGUCUUCUUGAUCUGGGAAACAUUUUGAAAGAUACUAAUAGAACUGUAGAAGCAGCAAAAUAUUAUUUUGAAUUAAUGAAUGCUGUUGAGGACGGCGAUCCACUUAUUCAACGAUGCCUUCACAAUUUAGCUUUACUCCGAUAUAAACAAUGCGAUUAUGAAUCGACACUGGAAUACUUACAAAUAGCUCUCGAUCUAGAAGUAGUAUCGUCGGAACGUGAAGAAUCGUUCAUCUGUAGUAUAUAUAAUUGGAUUGGCAAUGUCUUUUUAAUGAGACAAAAUUUCGAUCGAGCUUUAGAAAAUUACAAUGAGGGUCUAAAACAUAAAUCAAAGAUUGAUUCUCGUGAUCAACUUGGUGAAAUUAAGCUGUAUGCAAACAUAGCUAACGUAUAUACUUAUCAGAAACGCUAUGAACUGGCACUAGAAAAACACUUGGAGUGUUUGGCGAUGAAGCAAGAAAUUCUCCAAGACUUUCAGCACCCGAUGAUUGCAGCAUCUUAUGUACAUAUUGGUAUUGUGUAUACAAAACUAAAGCGAUAUCAAGAGGCUAUCGAUAUACUAGAAAAAGCCUUGAAUAUUCAGUGUAAAGUACUUGGUACUGAUCAUCUCGAUGUUGGAGUAACACUCUACAAUCUUGGUGUCGCAUAUGAUGAACAGAAAAAUUACGAUCGAGCAAGUCAAUAUUAUUUGGAAGCAGUAGAAAACUUUCCAAUCAACCAUGCCUAUUUCAAGAGAGUACAAGUGGCUAUGAAGGAAAUUGAAAACAAAACUCACUAA